Tuber aestivum (summer truffle) is the source of this 2487-nucleotide messenger RNA. The record is from the annotation of a GenBank genome assembly. Lineage: Eukaryota; Fungi; Ascomycota; Pezizomycetes; Pezizales; Tuberaceae.
AUCAACACCCACCCUCCGAACCCAGGAUUUACCCCUCCAACAGGUGCAUAAUUACCUAAAUUACACCUAUCAAACACACGCACACACGCCCUACCUGGAAAAUACCUACAUAUGAAACUCAUCUAUCCACAAACGAUCAUCCCCGCACUCUUCUGCCUCAUCUAAUUCAAAUUCUUCAGAACCCAUUCUCUCAAUAUACGGCAACAGCUAAGACUUUACAACCAAUCAACAAACAUAUCUAGUAUGAGCGGGGCCGAAACCUCUGUUGCAGAAUCCAUUGAAAUGGCUGGUGUGAAGGAGGCGGCUGUGGACAACUCGGACAAAAAUCAUGGCCUUAGGACUUGGAUUGACGAAAGCGGUUCUGGUCGAGGAAAGUUUGAGACUGUGCCCGGCUUGGAGAGCAAUUGUGGAAAUAAUGGCAAAGAGGGAGAACCCGACAUCACAGCCGGGCAGAAGAUGUUGGCGGCCUGUUCUGGGAGUUUGUUUACCAGCCUUCUAGGUAUCUUCUUCUUACCCGUAUCCUGCGUAGCAACUUUUUUUUUUUUUUCUAUGGCGCUGAUUGCUCGCUUGUCUAUAGUAACACCUCUGGAUGUCGUCCGGGUCCGCCUGCAAUCCCAACAGCCACCUUCUUCAAAGAAUGCAGCGGUAAAUUCCUCGUCUUCGACCUCACCCUUAAGAGCUCAUAAACUUCCUCUCACACCGUUACAAUUCCAGUCAAUGGCCCACUUAUCCGCACCGGAAUUAGGCGUAACCGCAUGUUGCCGGGAAGUUUUCUGGAUAAACAAUACUUCGGAGGCCUGUAUUGCCCCUACGUCUUCCCUAAGCGCAGGCACAAUCUUGAACGAUAGUUGCGUAGUUGAAGAGGCAUCCCGUCGUCGUUUCCAUGGAACCUGGGAGGGGUUGGUCAAGAUUGCAAGAUAUGAGGGGGUUUCUUCACUUUGGAGGGGUUUGAGUCCAACACUGCUCAUGGCAGUCCCCUCAAACGUUAUUUAUUUUACCGGAUAUGACACUCUGCGCACAUCUACCUGGUCGCCAUUUAACCACUUUGGCUCUUUUUGGGGACCUCUCAUUGCCGGGUCCGCAGCGAGAGCUAUCUCUGCUACUGCCAUUUCGCCAAUCGAGAUGUUCAAAACCAGACUACAGGCCGUAUCAAACACUCAUUUAAAUUCGUCCAAAGGAAUCUUCAGGGGUACCUUCGAUACCACCAAGGAUAUGGUGGCAAAAGAUGGCGUUAGAUCUCUCUGGCGUGGACUGGAAUUGACCCUCUGGCGCGACGUACCUUUCUCGGGAGUUUACUGGCUGGGAUAUGAAACCAUCAAGUCAUUCAUACGUUCUGAGAGAGAGCGAGAGUGGCAUUUGUCCUCCCUUCACUUCCGCCACCCCGCCAAACACCACGUUAAGAAAGACCUCCAUUCUGAGAGCACCUUCACAGACUCUUUUGUUGCCGGUGCAGUUUCAGGAUCAAUUGCAGCCUUCCUCACACAGCCUUUCGACGUCGGAAAGACUCGGCGUCAGAUCUCUGCACACGCUGGCAUCGAAACAAGGGGGGAUAUGCCGAGAGUUCUCUAUAACAUUUUCAAAGCCGAGGGAGCAUCCGGCCUCUGGAGAGGCUGCGUACCCAGAAUCCUGAAGGUUUCGCCCGCCUGUGCCAUUAUGGUAUGUUUUCCCCAUUACUAGCAUCCAUUCAUCCAUCCAUCCGUCUAAACAAUCACUAUCCCCUCCCUUUCUCUCUCAGCGCGAUGCGGGAAAUCUAACAUACGACUAGAUCUCAAGUUACGAAGUAGGCAAAAAGGCUGCUAGAAAAAUGAACCGAAAACGCGAGGUCUAAUCCCCUUUUUUUCCUUAUCGUGGUGUAUGAUUACAGGGAGGAUUUGUCGUUUCCUCUUCUUCCUUCUUCUAUGUGGGGUGCAUGGUCAACUCAACUUUCACCUCUUUUCUUCCCUGUUUUGUGGGAGAGUGUAUAGCUUUCUUUCUUCCUUUCCCCCCCUUGCCUUUUCCUUCUAAGCAUGCCGACCUGGCUUGGGAAUUUAGGGGUCUCUCCCUUUGUAUAAAACCCAGUGUUCUCUCAUUCUCAUCCCUAUUCUCUUCCCCCCUUUUUCUCUUUCUUUCUCCUCCAAGGCUCACGCUAGUUCGUUUUUUUUUCUUUUUUUCUUUUCACAAUUGUUAUCCUAUAGCGGUGGUGGUGUACGAUAUUCUGGAGAAAAAUAGAUCUGCCUUGGGUAUCUGUCGGCCCGGAUGUCAUAGCUCUAUACUUUUAAAAAUUAGAACGCUCAUAUCCUAACACAAUGUGCACGAGUAGGUGUUCGCCGUAUGGUAAGUGUCUGCGGUAGCCGCUACGAUAUUCGUGGGCCACGGAGCGCACAAUCGGCAGGUCGCAUAUGUGGGUAGGGAAGGACACUCACACUCCCUGCAGCUUGAAACAUGUGUGAAUAGGAAAAGUGCGAGUGAGGAGUUAUGAAGAGUAGUUCAUAAAGGAUUCACUGACCC